GCUAACUUGUCUUUAUCUAUGAUUGGGAGUUAAUAAUUGACGGCAACGCUGCUUGCUGCAAUCGUUAACCUUACUUUUGUCUUAUUCUGUUGAUGACGGUUGACCAAACGUCCAUUCGAAUCGGCCAAUGUUGAGGUGGCGUUGAUGGCGUUUGCUGUCAUGAGCCGAAAUAGCUCAGUUGGGAGAGCGUUAGACUGAAGAUCUAAAGGUCCCUGGUUCGAUCCCUGGUUUCGGCAUACUUUUUUCCUGCCCAUUUUAACGCCUCUGCCGUAUCUUAUCGCUUGUUUGCCUUCUGAUCCUCCCGAACAAUUGAAAUGGAACAAAAUUAAGAUUCAUCAGCUUUAUCAGUCCAAGUCAUUGUUUUUGCUUGGGCACGCAUUCGCUCUGUGACCGUCAGCAUGGCGACAUUUUGGGUUAUUUGCCUGGUUCCUUUGGUUCUGCUGGUGGCCAAGCUGUUCGAUCGGGCGCCGCCCAAGAUUUUCGGCGUCUACAGCCGCCCGGGCGGCCUCUUCUGGCCCAAGGCCGUGUGGAUGUUGGGGCUGCUGUGGCUCAAGAGGCUGGCCGGGAGGCUGCGCCCCCAGGCGCCCGACUACUACACGGCGUUGGAACGCCCCCAGCCACUCCCCGACACUGCGCUGGCAGUGGACGCGGUCUAUUUCAACGCCACCAAUCGCGAGGGCGACUGUUUGUUCGUAGGCACGGCGCGCCGCCCCUUGCGACUAGUGGACACCUUCCUCUACCUCAAGGUGGGGGAGUUGGGGCUGCUGCAGCUGCCCCUCCUGCCCGACUCCGCCCACUUCAACACGGGGGAGGAGCUGAGCUAUCAGGCGGGCGGCGUGCACAUCAAGUGCCUGGAGCCGAUGAAGGUCUGGACUGUGGAGUACCAGGGGGAGCUGCGCGAAGCCGACGACCCCGCCCGACUGCAUGACGUCACCAUUAAGGGCGUGUUCACCUCGGGGGAGCCUUGCUUCAACUCGUCGACCGACCUGGACGUUUGGAGCAUGGCCAAGGCGCUGGCGCUCGAGCCCUGGAGCCGCGCCUUCUUCAAAAACGUCAAAGCGGCGCACCAGCUGCACUACGAGCAGUUCGGCGUGUUGGAGGCCGACGUCCAAGUGGGCGGGGCCGCCUUCAAGCUGCGCCUGGACACGGUGCGCGACCACUC
Molecule: messenger RNA, 1162 nt
Organism: Dendroctonus ponderosae (mountain pine beetle)
Lineage: Eukaryota; Metazoa; Arthropoda; Insecta; Coleoptera; Curculionidae
Source: RefSeq, a predicted model, not a curated record